This is a messenger RNA of Peromyscus californicus insignis, 479 nucleotides long. It is a transcript of the gene Smim38, whose product is annotated as small integral membrane protein 38. The coding region runs from base 51 to 206 and encodes 51 amino acids. The transcript has a single exon. Lineage: Eukaryota; Metazoa; Chordata; Mammalia; Rodentia; Cricetidae. The record is from RefSeq and is a predicted model, not a curated record.
CCAGAGAGGUGGCCGCUGCUCCACCCCGUGUGGUGGCCUCCCUCCUCAGCAUGGCCUCCUGGCUUGGGGAUGCCGCUGGCCCUGACCCGCUCAUGGUGCUCCUGGUGGUCAUCCUCCUGGUGCGCUUCAUCCUGUGGUCCUGUCUGGGGACCUAUAUGGACUACAGGCUGGCCCGGCCUCAUCCUGGCAAACCCAAGGAAGAGUAAGCGAAGAGGCCCAGUGGAGACCAACCCAGGAGGUUUUCGUACUGUGACCAUAUCAUCCCCCUGUGGGUGGGCCACCCACCUGUCCAUUGAGUGCCACAGACGCCUUCAUGUAGGACACCUUUACCCCGCCCCCCCUUUCCACUGCUGCUCCCAUGAGUCCUUUAGCAUGGGUUAACCUCCGCAGCUUUUUACCAGCCAGGCAGGUAUACAAUCCUGAUGUCCUACGCACUGUGUCAAACCAGAACGCAGAAGAAAAGACCGGUUCAGAACCUG